Messenger RNA from Paracoccidioides brasiliensis Pb18, 201 nucleotides. RefSeq lists its product as uncharacterized. The coding region runs from base 1 to 201 and encodes 66 amino acids. The record is from RefSeq and is a predicted model, not a curated record. The transcript has a single exon.
AUGGAUCUGCGUGCGACCAAUCUAGCAACGAUUAUUAAUGAUAACCAACUACUCCGUCGGCUACCUUGGAGGAUCGUCGGAUCAGAUGACGAACUCUCUCCAAUCUUGGAACUAUCAAGACAUUUGGAGCCCGGCGUGGAAGAUGUGCGAGAGGAGAACCAUAGAGCUUCCAAAAGAGCCAGGCUCUUGCUAGACGGUUGA